This is a messenger RNA of Aricia agestis (brown argus), 4686 nucleotides long. RefSeq names its product tonsoku-like protein. The record is from RefSeq and is a predicted model, not a curated record. The transcript is spliced from 15 exons. The coding region runs from base 106 to 4458 and encodes 1450 amino acids. NCBI's taxonomy places the organism in Eukaryota, Metazoa, Arthropoda, Insecta, Lepidoptera, Lycaenidae. Gene Ontology annotation, molecular function: protein binding.
UUUGUAAAUUGUAAAUGAAGCGCUAAAUUACAGAAUUUAUUCAAAAAUUAGUAAGAGUAUUAAACAACAUUUUAAUAGUUUAUUUAGUAUCCAUGAUUUAUUAACAUGGAGGAAGAAAAAUUACUUCGAAAGAAAAAGAAAGCAUUGAAUGGGAGCAACAAGCGGGUUUUAGCUGAAGCAUGUAAUGAUCUAGCAUCAUUUUAUUACAAGAAUAGCAGAUAUAGUGACGCCUUGGAUGAGUAUAGGAAUGAGGCCUCUAUAUGCAAGGAACUCGGUCUGCGUUUGGAGUGGGCCACCUGCAACAGAAUGAUCGGUGAAAUGUACAUGCUGAUGGCUGAAUUUGACAAAGCACUUAAAUACGAGGAGAGACAUCUAAGUGUUGCAAAGGAACUGAAGAAUUUAGUCGAAGAACAGAGAGCUAUGGCGACACUAGGAAGAAUAUACCUUCUGCAGGGCCAGAGCUCAACUAGAGAUGAAGAAUCAAAAACAUCAUUGACAGCAGCAGAAAAGGCUUUUAUGAAGAGUCUGGUACUCUGUGAAAAAUUAAAUGGUAAAAUCAACAAAUCAGAACUGAUGGACAUGCGGGCGAGGCUCCUCCUUAACAUUGGUGUAGUCCAAGAGCACAUGGGAUUCUUGGAUAAGGCCUUAGACUGCAUAAACAAGGCCAUAACAAUAUGCUCCAAUCAGGAUCUGUAUGAGGUGCUACAUAACUGCUACACUACUGAGGCACUGCUUCACUAUAACAAAAGGAAAGAUCAUGCGAAAGCACUGAGUUGUUUAAAUAAAGCUUUAGAAGUUGCAAGUCGGCUAGAAGAUAAGGUGUUAAAAAUGUGUGAAACUCUGUCGUCAAAAGCUGACAUACUAUGUAAGAUGUCAGAUUACCAGAGUGCUAAACAAGUACUACUCAAAGCUUGGAAACUGAAGACGCCUGAUGAAGAAGAAAGGGAGAAUAUUGAAUCCAAUUUAAAAAUUGUAGCAGCAAUGUGUUAUACUGAGGAUCUGUUGAUAUCUACAAAUCCAACUGAUCAUGUCACAUUCAAGAAGCUUUAUGAGAAACUUGGUGACGGGGCCUGUCAUGUAAAGAACUACCCCGGGGCCAUUCAGUAUUAUUUAAAAAUGUUGGACCAUGCUGAGUUAGCGGGUGACACUGGGAAAACACUUAUCCCUAUUUAUGUCAGUUUAUACCAAACAUACAAAGACAUGGGUGGAUACCACGAAGCUCUACAGUACAUGUACAAAGAAUACGAAUUAAUCAAAGACGUGCCCAAAGAGGCGUACACCACUCUGUGUAAUAUCGCCGAAGUAUCUUUCCUUGCUAAGAAACCGUAUGACCAAAUUGAAAAGGCUUGUUUGGAUGCUAGAAGCGCGGCUCGAGAGUGGAACAAAAGGAAGUAUGAAGUUAGAAUUCUUAAGAAUCUCCUGAAGUAUCAAGAAGAAUACUGUGAAAUGGACAAAAUGGAGGAAACAAAAGCUGAUCUUAGGCUAUUGGGCUACGAUGAUGCGAAUCUCGAGUAUUCUGAGGAUGAACAGAGUUCUGCCGGGGGUUGCGAUGAAGAUACAACACAUAUCGGUGAUGAUAUAUGCUUGGAGGAUUUGACAGAUCUAUCUGACACAAACGAAGAAGACAUGGUAGAUAAGAAACGCGAGACUCGCAGGCGAGGAAAAGGUUUCACCAUGAAGAAGAAUAUGAAAGGUGAAACUCAGUUGCAUGUGGCGUGCAUAUCUGGUAACCGUUUGCUCGUGGAACGUCUACUAGGCCAGGGUCAUCCGGUCAACAUACGAGACAAUGCUGGCUGGUUACCGCUACAUGAGGCCUGUAUACACGGCCAUACUGAUGUGGCGAGAAUACUGAUUGAUAACGGUGCCAAUAUUAAUGAUAGAGGAGGAGUUAAUUGUGAUGGUAUCACACCUCUAUACGACGCGGCCAGCAACGGUCACUUAGAUGUAGUACAGAUGCUUCUACAAAAUGGUGCCAUUCCCACUCUCAAGACUGACUUUGGUGAAACGCCACUCCAAGUUUUACAAAAAUGGCGCACUGGAACUAUUUUAACGAGGGACGAAGAAGCACUAUACAAUUACAUAAUAAGUAAUAUACAAAACUAUAUCGAUAAGGAUAACGCUAGUGAACCAGUUUUAAAUAGAUCCAAAUCAAAAACACCAGUGAAACCUAUACAAGAUAGAACUCCGCCUAGUACUUCUAAAAUGAGUGGUAGAAUAAAGGAAUUAGAAUCACCUGUAUUCAAAAGACGCAAUAUCAUAGAAGAUGACAGCGAUGACGAUAUGAAUUUAUCACAAGUAAUAAGAAAUGAAGUAGCUUUCCCAUCAGAUGAUACGAAUUCUGAUGAAGAAUUACCUAAACCUGAUGAUCGUAAAACAUCAGGAGUGAAAGAAUAUAGGAACGCAAUAUCAGCUUUGAGAAAUAGAAAUGUAGAUGUACCAGAAACAGAAAUAAAAAAGACAAAACCAAAAUCAGCUUUACUUGACCCCAGUGAAGUAGAUGAUGAUUGGUUAGAUGAUGAUUUAGGUAUAACUAAAAAUAAGAAGCGAAAACUAAGCGAUCCAAUCACAGUAGUAGCUAAAAAGACUAAUAUCGAAAGUAUAAAGGAAAGUAUAGACAGCAUAAAUAGGAUAGAACCUCUAGUAGAAAAUAAUGUUGAUAAACAAAAGAAGAGGUAUGAUUUGAUAGAUCUAAGUGCCAACAGUUCGGAUGCUGAUAGCUUUCAGAGAAACGAAAAUGUUUGUCCUAAGGUAACAAAGAAUUCUUUUAAAGAUACAUCAAGGGAAUUAAACGAAAGUAAAUCUAGGGAUAGUAGAGAUGGUAUGAGGCGACGUUGGAAAAGGCAAAGUACGUUACUAAAAGCUGGAUUUCAAAGAAGAAAGUCGUUCGAUCGUUCUAGUAACAGUGGAAGCGACUGCGAAAAUAGUAAAGACAAAAGCAAUAAGUCCCCUAGAAAAUCGUCUAGUGACAACUUCGGAUACUCAAAUUCCAACGAUGGCUUUAAUAUAGUACAAAAUAUGAAUCCCAGUGUGAUGCAAGCGAUGAAUGUUAUACAACCGAUAAGUAUAGUGCAGCCUUCCAAAACUGGGAGGCCGAUGCAGACACAAAUUUUGCCGCCUGCAGCAGUCAAAGUCAAAGUUGAGGAUAAGGUUUUGUUGAUAUCAUUGAAGCUAGAGACAAUAAAUAGGUUGACAAUUAGCUGGCUAGUUGAAAAAGUUAAAUCUAGAUAUUACAAAUUAACGGGUGUCCGACCAGUGUUCAGUUUAAUGACGUCAGACGGAGCGAUCCUCUCUGAGGAAGACCCGUUGAGUCUAGUGCUGGCUUCGCCGGAGCUGCAUACUUGUAUCAGCAACUUCAAGGCUUCGCCGGCCGAAGAGAGAUAUUUGGAGUGCUGCGACGCUUUGGGUGUUUCACCAUCACAAGAAAUUCAACAAGCCAUCGGCCGAAGUAUAACAACACGAAGAAUAGCUCUGGGAAUGCAGACAUUAUCACAAACACAAAUGAGACCUUUAUUCCGAGCACUCACGCAUCAAACUCAUAUCACAGCUGUUAUGAUAAGCAACAACAACAUAGGAGACGAAGGACUUAAGUAUCUAACCGAAGCGAUAUGCACUAUGAAGCAUGUAACGCAUUUAGACAUCAGUAGAAAUAAUAUAUCCGCUGACGGUAUAAAAACUUUCUUGAGUGCAUUCGAGAAACCAGGACGACAAAUGUGCCAAGGGUUAGAAGAUUUGGAUGUAAGCGGAAACCCUAUAUCAAACGAUGGCUUCAAAUCCAUAGUCAAAUUGAGUCAGUAUUUAAAAUUACGAGUGUUAAAACUAAAUAACUGUGGUAUAACUGAAGUGAGUGAUAGCAAUAAGAGCUGUAAUAACUUUGACACGUUAGAAGUCAUAGACCUAAGUAACAAUGAUAUAAGGAAUGCAACAGUAAACUGUAUACUGACAUCUCUAAAUCCGAAUAUAUUGAUUGAAUUGGAGUUGGAUAAUAUCAGAGCAGAUGGGACAGUGGUUGGAUGUAUAGCUAAUUUUAUGGACACCGCUAAAGAUGUGAAGAUACGAAGACUGGGCUUGUCUAAGUGUAAAUUAGUGGACUCUCAAUUCAUGAGAAUAUUCAGAUCUCUCGGCCGAGCGAGAAACCUACAAUCGCUAUCAUUGAGAGGCAACAACUUAACGUUCAUAGCGUUGAAGAAGUUACUGCAGAGGCAACCUCCAGUGCCACAGAUCAAUCUUGAGGGUUGCCAGGACAUAUUCAAGUAUUCCCCGGACUCAGAUUUUCAAGUGUGGCUGCCUGCUGUUGAUUUCGGCAGGUGUAUACCAGAGAUUAACGUCACUCCGGUGUUUAAAACUGACGAAGAACGAGACAGCUAUAAAUCGUUUUCGAAAACGUGGCUCAGUUGUUUCAAAGGCCGCGGCAUGAUCGAGCACUGCGAUGGGAAUGUUACAAAGUUUACAGCUAGAUAGUUAGUUGUAUUUAAGGGUCAGGACACCGAAUCGAGCGACGAACGACCUGCCCCUUAGCAUGGCCACCAAGAUUUGUUACCGGUACAUUGUAGACAAGAAAUAACUAUAUAAAUAAUCCUGCUUCAAAGUAUGAAAACUAUAGUUAUUUCUUUUCUAUGAAACUGGAUACAAAUGCUAAGGGGGCAGGCAAUGCACCCAUCAAUCCCCAAGCGGCAGCCGGCUGCCGCA